Cryptococcus wingfieldii CBS 7118 is the source of this 1044-nucleotide messenger RNA. RefSeq lists its product as hypothetical. Bases 1 to 1044 code for a protein of 347 amino acids. NCBI's taxonomy places the organism in Eukaryota, Fungi, Basidiomycota, Tremellomycetes, Tremellales, Cryptococcaceae. The transcript is spliced from 6 exons. The record is from RefSeq and is a predicted model, not a curated record.
AUGGGCAGCAGAGAUAGGCCAAAAUCGCGCGACCGCGACUCGUCUGACCGACAUGGGCACCGCACACGAUCCAUCUCUCCUCGUAGGGAACAUGGCCGUGGAGACAAGCGUAGAAGUGGUAGCAGAGAGGAUGAAAAGAGUCACAGGAGAGACAGUCACAGUCGUCGGGACUCGGAUCGAAGGUCGAGCAGGAGGGAGAGACGGAGAGAAGCGACCUCAUCUUCUGAGGAAGAGACACUAGAUUUGAAGGAGAUGGGAGUGGCAGAGAUAUCAGAGAGCGAUGACUACUUGAGAUACCCGGAAUUCAAACGCUGGCUGAGAGACGACAGAGGAAAGUAUCUUGACGAGCUGCCUACUGAGUCUGGACAAAAGUACUUUCGGCGAUUUGUAAGACGAUGGAAUGACGGUGCUCUCGACAAACGAUACUACAAGACCUCCUCUUCGAGAUAUAGGACGGAUGGUUUUGGCGACCAUAGCAGUGUCCACUCUCGCGAGGGCACCGAGGGCACUGCUUUCCCAUCAGUACGCCCUGAUCACCGGGUGACCAGCGGGAGACCAGAAAGGCGAGAUGCUGUUCCCGUCGGCCCCUCCCUUCCUUCCUCGCUGCGCCCGCUGGGCCCCUCUAUACCGUCCGCCGCCGACAGACAAUUCGCCCAGGAAGCAUCUCGAGACGCUCGCACACUGGAGAGAAAAGCCAUGUACAAGGAUCAAGCUCGUCGGGCAGAUGAUGAAGUGCCCAAGAGCGGUGGUCGUGAAGGCAGGAUUGAAGAGAGGAGGGCGGUGAACGCAGAGAACCGGUUGCAUAGGGAGAAGGAUACUACGGCAGGAUUGGAGGUUGAUGACAAGACAUUGAUGGGAGACUCUAAUAGUUUUACCGCUGCGCUGAGGAGAAGGGAUGAAGCAGAAGCGAGGCGACGGGAGAAGAAAGAAUACAGGGAUCAAGAUCAGAGGGCGGCAGUGAGUGAGAGGUUGAGUGAGCGCAAGACGAAGGAGGAUGCCACCAUGGAAAUGUUCAAGCAAAUGGCGAAGCAGAGAUUCGGAUGA